Molecule: messenger RNA, 8786 nt
Organism: Labrus bergylta (ballan wrasse)
Lineage: Eukaryota; Metazoa; Chordata; Actinopteri; Labriformes; Labridae
Gene: zbtb4
Product: zinc finger and BTB domain containing 4
Source: RefSeq, a predicted model, not a curated record
UCGCUCUCUCUCUUUUGCUCUCUCUCAUACACACUCAGACGUGCGCAUACACAGACCAAGGGAGAGAGAGAGAGGGAGAGGGAGAGAGGGAGUGUGAGGGGAGAGAACACAUCGCAGCAGAGAUGCAGCAGGAGGUUUUCCGAGAUUUUGAGGGCUGGUCAUGGUGUCCGGUGAGAAGGUAUGGGACCCCCUCCAUACGGGCCUUAUUCAGUCACAACUGAGUGAUCAACGCCUGGCUGCAGGGCUAACUCCCCUCUGCAACCCCACAAAAACUGCAAAUACUGAAUCCACGUGGCACCAGAGUGGGCCGUUGCCUUUGUCUUUGCCACCACUGUCAUUGGUGUCUGUAGACUCCGGUUACCCACUUCAAGUCUCCUUACCAUCGCCCUCACCUCUUAAUAUAUGCGGCUCAAGCAAGAUUGAAGGGCUACACAAACCAGUCGACAGUCUAAGGAGUCUUUCUAAGCCUGACGAAGAGGAGGAGGAAGCUGAGCAGCUGGAGAUGAAGGGUAAAAGGCAUGGAGGCAGGGGAGAGGCCAUGAUAGAGGACCGGCUGGAGGACAUGGCUGAUGGACCUAAAAAUGCAAAAAUCACCUUAAGCUUCCCACUCAGUGCCGCCCCCCUUCCAGCCUCUCUGACAUCUUCAGCCCACUGUCGUAGCUCUUCCUCGUCCUCCCCUUCACCCCAUCGAAGAAGGCCAUCCUCCAAGAGCUCAGAUGAGGGGUCCCUCUGGAAACUGGAUGCUACCAUGGAUGUAAAACACAGACCUUUUAAGCCCCAGAGGCAUGAUAGAUCUCCGUCCUCUUCCCCAUCCUCGUCCUCGUCUCCCAUGAUCGCCCAUGCACCUAUGAGGAAGGACAUAAAGUCUCCUCCUCCUCUCAAGUGCUCCAAACUCAAUCCGGAUACUCAGUUUCAUAGGUCGCCCCCAAGAUCUUCCAGUGGGUCUUUAGGUGGCUGUUAUGGUGGCGAUGGAUGGGAUGAAAGGCACGGGUUGGCCAAUGGCACGGCCUCUCCUUCUCGAACAGCUCAGAUCCUCUUCGGUCUGGGCACAUCAGCCUAUCAGAGAGCAGGGGACACAGAGAGGAGAGAGAAAGUACCAGGAAGACCAGCUGGCAAAGUGGGGAGCCCUCAUGUUCCAAGUCUUCACCCACCCACCCUGCACCUCCCUCCUCCUUUACCCCCUCCUCCUCCUCCCCCAUCUGAGGGUCUUACUGCACCCCCUCACUCGUCCUCCUAUCCCCCCACUGACAGCCUCAAGCCUGAGCUUAUUUGCGGGGUGUGCCAUCGGCUUUUCAGCUCAGCCUCCUCCCUCACAGUCCACAUGCGGCUGCAUCGUGGUAGCCGCGCCCUCAGUUGCCGCUACUGUGGUAAAGUUUUCAUCCAUAGUAAGAGACUGCAAUCCCAUGAGACAUCCUGCAGGGUACCAGGUCUACCCUCCCACAGCCUCGGCCCUCCUUCUCUUACUGUGCAGCCAAAGGAAGAGCCACUGGAAGAGGGUGAGGUGAGAGUGGAGGGGGGAGUGAUUAUAAGAGAAACAGACAUCAGUAAGGUGCGGCCAGGGAAGAAAGCACGGAGCCUCCUGGCUCGUAUCCAAGGUGAUGAUGCAGCAGCUUCAGAGCUACUAGAGGGUGAUGAGCACCAUUUUGUGAAGGUGGUAGAUGGCAAUGUCAUUUACUUCUGUUCAGUGUGUGAGCGUUCCUACAUGACUCUAUCCAGCUUGAAGCGUCACUCCAACGUGCACUCGUGGCGCCGCAGAUAUCCCUGCCAUUUCUGUGAUAAGGUUUUUGCCCUGGCAGAGUACCGCACAAAACACGAGGUGUGGCACACAGGAGAGAGGCGCUACCAGUGCAUCUUCUGCUGGGAUGCUUUCGCCACGUACUACAAUCUAAAAACACACCAGAAGACAAUUCAUGGGAUUAAUCCCAGCCUCAUCUCCAGUGAAAAAACAGCUAAUGGGGGUUAUAAGCAGAAAGCUAAUGCCCUCAAGCUCUACCGCCUCCUUCCAAUGCGCUCCCAGAAGAGACCCUACAAAACUUACAAUGACAGUUUGCACAACGGCCUGCUACUGCCACCAUCUGAAACAUCCUCCCUCUCCCUACCUGACCUGGGUUGUGCUCUGAGCCCUGAGGACCUACAAAGCCUGGUCAGUGGGGCCCACCAUCAGAGUGUAAAGCCUGACCCAGAUGCCUCCCCUGAUGGAAUCCCGGUUUCUGUGACUCCUGAGCACAGUGACCUCUCAGCGCUCACACCCCUCCCCCCAACCCACAUGCCCCAAGUUGGAAAACUUGAUAACGAGGCCCUAGAGCUAGAGCAGGGGAGGUGCAGUGGCAGCUUCAAAAUGUCUAGUAGCAGCAAAACCAAACCUCCCAAGACCAGUAAAGGCAUAGGAACGAGCAUGCCUUCUGUGAUAACAUAUGGCCAUACAAAACCCUCUGUUAUUGUUCAUGGAACAGCGGUGUCAUCCUCCGUCAUUGUGCAUAGUAAUCAGGUCACCUCUGGAAGUGACAAAAGUACAACAAAUAGCCCAUCCCCUGAUACCAGCAACAGUCAGACUUCAUACAAGGACAGUCCCAGGCCUAUCAAAAAGCAAAGGGAGAGUGCAGAUCACCACAGAAAGAGGUCAAGGGACAGUUCAGAUGCCACAGAGGAUCAGUCAAGAGGUAGGGGACAGGAUGCAGAGACAGGCAGAUUAUUUCACAAAUCACGCAAGUCACAUAGUAAGAGUGACAUCUCUAACUCAAAGCAGCUGUCAGCAUCUUUAGGCUCACAGGUCAAAGAGGCAGGGCCACUGUGCCAGAUAACUGUGCGAAUCGGUGAGGAAGCCAUAGUAAAGCGCAGCAUUUCUGAGACAGACCUUCGGAGAGACAAGAGCCUCUCUCCCCCGAAAAACAAACGAAGUGAAACCUCAUUGGUAAAGGAAGCCAAGGAACCACGCCAUGCACACUCCCACCACCAUAAACACACACACCGCCUCCACCGCAGAGCAAGCCUGGAAGCAGAGGGCGAUUUGGAAGAGGGCGAUUGUGAGGACGAGGGCAGAAAGAGCAGCUCUAAAUCCCCCGAUAGGGUGAGAGAGUACUACUUCCGCCAGGAGGUGCGCGAGCAGGAUAGUGACCACGAUGGAGAGGAUGAUUUAUGGCGGCCUUAUUACUCCUACAAACCGAAGAGAAAGGCCCAAGCACACCUACAAAGGGUCAAAAGCUGGCAGAGGAAACUGAAGUUCAAGCGUUCCAUCAGGCUCAAGAGGAGGGCAGAGAGGCUCAAGAACUAUGUGAAUAAAGAGACAGACAAAUCCCUAGAUGAGGAAGAGGAGGAGGAGGAGGAGACGGAGAAAGUUGAAAAACUCUCAAAAGCUAACAGAGACAAGGUAGAGCGGGAUAAGUGUGAUUACCUUUCUGCUGGUGUACAGGGCAAAAACAAAGUUACAGAAGAACAAGUUAAGGAGGCCUGUCAUGAGACUGCUACAGCUCCCCUUAACUCUCCAAAUCCUCCUGUGUCUACCUCAGUGGCUCCAUCGGGAAUAAAGAGGCGGCCCUGGACUAAUGGGAACGCAGCAGAGUGUGGUACAUGUGGCCGCUGGUUCUCAAGCCCCAGGAAGAGAGACAAACACGAGCUGAGCCAUCUGCUGGAGUUUGUUUGCCUCUUCUGCCGAGCCACUUUCCCCUCGAGGGAUAAGUUGGAAGACCACCAGAGAGCCCAGCAUCCCAAGCCUACCGAGGCAUCCCCUGCGCCCCCUAAAAUGGCACUCGGCGAACAAGUUGAAGGGGACGAGGCUAAAGCUGCGCCAGAGGUGGCAAACUAUGACGAAGAUAAAGGAGGGCAAGUAGGCUUGGUAGGAAGCACUUCAAGUAUGGGUCGCCUAAGCAGAAGAGCAUUGUCAAGACACACCUGUCCACAGUGUCACAAGGUUUGCAAGACAUCUUCCGCACUUACUCGCCAUAUCAGACGCCAUGAGUUAAGCAGUUCCCCCGAGAGAGAAAAGGAAGAUAAAGACUUAAAGCCAAAAACAACAGAGACAGAGGUUAACACUGUAAGCAGAGAUCCACAGACUGAAACAGAACAGGUACCAUGUUCUCUCUCUGUUUCAGUCAUCAGCUACUCAUCACCAGACCCUCCCAGCACUAGUGACUUAUUGGUUUCACAGCAGCAUAAAGACCAAUUCGGCAAACUGACAAACGAACAUCAGUUGUCAGAAUCCAGUGACAAACCUGAACUGACAGAGCUCACACAUCCUGCCCCAGCGAAUGAGCCAGGCCCACCAGUAUCAGACCAUCCAUCAGAAGGCCCAGUUAACCUUACGCCCACCAAACACAGAUUCACACCUGCCGCACCCUCCACUGUCCAGAGUGUGCUCGUCAUGAACGGACCAGAAUGUCUCGACUACCGCACACCCAGCAAAAAGAGCCUAGACAGCCAGAUGCACCGAAUAUCCAGCCCAGCACACAUCGUGGCAUCCGCCAACACCUCUCCAAAUGUGCCCAUGACGUCACACACCAGAAUAACCACUGCUGCUCCUCCUGUUUCCAUGACAACGGCUCUCAGCUCCGAGGGGGGAUUCGUGAAACGGGAUGGGGUCAUUAUGGACAGAGAGAGGCAGGGCGGGAGUGGUAUAUUUUUACAUGCAGGCUAUGAGGAACCACCUCUGGUCCAAGACCUCAGAGUUCACUCCCUGUCGAGGAGUCCCUCUCCCGACGAAGCGCAGGAUCUGACCAUGUCUUCUAUCUUGGCAAGAGAGAGGGAAAUAGAGAGGCAAAGAGAGACAGAGAGGGAGCACGAGAGACUGAAAGAAAGGGAGAGGGACAGAGAAAUGGCGAAAGACACAGAAAACGAGAUCGAGAGGAGCCAGCAAAUGAGUCGAGUUGCACAUACACCAGAGGGCCAGAUUUCUCUGUUGGUCCCCAAAGAGGAGCCCUUGAGCCCUGUGCCAUCACCUCAGCACAUCCCCUCUCAGACCACUAUGAAUGGCCCCUCCUCACACAGGCACACUCCCAAGUCCCCCUGCCGGUCCCCCUCAACUAUUGGACGGCUCGCUCAAGCAAACCGCCAGGUUCACGCCAGUUCACAAGGACUGGACAGGCUCACGCUGCCCACUGGAGCAGCUGGUGCCUGUGACCGCCCCUCUGCCCACGCUCUGCUACUCCCCCGAGCCCCGCAGCCACCUGAGCCGAAUCACCAGGACACUGUUUCUUCGAGAGAUCCCCAGCAGGAGGACAGCACCCCGGUGGGCUACCAUGCCCAUAAUUAUCCCCUCCCCCUUAUUGUGCCGGAUGGCUACCGCUCUGCUAAGAAGCAGGAGGAAAACCUGCUUAUGUCCUCAUAUCCUGUUGGAGCGCUUCCCUUUGGCCCCCUGGGGAAAAUGAUGGUCCCUAAUGGGGGGGACCUUGCUAAGCUGCCGUUUUACCCAGACCCUUACCAGCUGCUCUAUGGACCCCAGCUCCUGGCCUACCCAUAUAACCUGGCCGCUCUUCCUGUGGCUCUGAACAUGAUGGCCCCUGCAGGGGACAAGGUUGAGCCUCUGCCUUUCCUCCCUGCCAUCUUCAACUACGCAGCCACUGCUGGGCCCUACAUGGGGGCAGCCCCUCACCCCCUUGUGGCGAAUCCCAGCCUCUACAGCAGCAGCAGUGGCAGCAGCAAGAAAAGAGACAGCAGUAGCAGCAAACCCUAGGACACAGAAGCACUAUGAGGAAUAUACUUUGUCGGGGACCGCCUGGACUGUUAAGGAUGGGAUUGGGAGGGGGUACGUGCUCACCGGGUCACUGAGUUCACUUGCAGAGUACUCACUCUCUUUUUAAGAAGACAUCAGAGCUAGGCUUACAUCAGGAGUUGGAUGAAGGGAGAGUUAGGAGGAAAGAGAUGGGGGAGAGGGGCCGAUAUUAUAGAGAUACGUCACUGCUCCCCACUCUUUACUCCUGCUCACCUUUCUCCACAUCUCUUCUGUCUCGCUGUAGUGUGUUGUAGUUCUAGAGCUCGAUUAAUCUUCCUCUCUGACUCAUUAUAUUAUCUAUAAGAAUAAGGACUGCUAACAGGGUGUGUGUUGUGUGAAAAAAAUUAGUUCAGUCUGCUUCCCUUUAUAGUCGACACCACAUAACGAGGAUAACCGCUCUUCAGGGAAGGCUUGUGUGGGCACGGAUAAGAAAUGAGACAGAAGUGUUCUUAUUCUAUACGUAGAAGGAAGUUAAGCAUCAAGCAACUCAAACCAUUUGUUUGCAUAACGAAUGAGAAUGAAGGUGUGUUUUUGUUUUUUUUGUUUUUUUUUGCUAAACUGUCCAUGGAAGCUAAGAGCACGUAUAUGCACAUGUUUCCAGAGAUCUGUGCAUGCAGAGUUGGGCUCGAGCAGGUAGGACAUUACUGCAUCAGUGUGUCAGUAAUAAGGCCUGUGUCUGCGAGAGUAGUGUGUGCGUGAAUGGACGGAUCAUUCUGUGUGAGAGGCACACAGCAUUCCUACUUUAGUCGGAAGAGAGCUAAUUUAGGUCAAUGUGUAGAAGUGCAUUUAGUAAUGAUUCCAAAUGAUUACCAAGUCAUCGCUAUGGCUGGAUGUGAAGUGAGUGCGACAAUGAGAUCAUCUGAGCUUCAAAUGUCUCAACUAACUCGGCGUUGACGUUGUGGCUGGACGGCACUGUAGGAUCCGUAUAGCAUUCACCAUAGUUUAUACUUUUUGUGCACAAAAUAGAGAAGUAGUGGUCACUUUAUAAAGGGGACACUUGUAGCUGCUUUUGAUAUGUAGCUGGCCACUGGGUAAGAAAUUAAGGCUGGUAGACCAUUGCACUUCCAUUCUUCAUCUCAUUUCCUUCACAUAAAAAAAAUAAUAAAAGAAUAAAAACUAGUCAGCCUUCAUCAUGCAUCGCUUUUUCCUCGUUGAUUGCGAGAGGAAAAGGCUUCACUUCCUAAGCCAGGAAAAGACAGUGACAGCAAAGAGGGAAAACUAGGAUUCAGGGUAAAGAGCGGUUUUCUGAAUAGGAAAAGGAAUAUAUUGGCACAAAAGCGUCUGAUGGAAGGACAGAAAUGUACUUCAGGAACAACGAGUGUUGUCCUGCUUUCCAACAGAAUAGAGAUGGAAAUAGCCUGAACAUGUCCCGCCUCCUGCCCUGUGUCAUUUAAUAAGACUUAGGAAGGCUGAACUUAGCAGCCAAAGUGGUGGCCGAAAAAUCCCCAGUCGCCCUGCUGGGGCCUUUUUGUUACGCGUAAUGUUAUCUAUAUAUGUUUGUUUUGUUAAACUAUGUUGUUGUUUAUGUUGUUUAGCCCUCAUAUCGGGUGGAAAUGGCUUCAGUGAAAAAGGGGGGAGUAAACGUAAAAAUAUGAAUGUAAAUUUAGUCAUGAGGUUAAUGAAGUACAGCUGCAUUAAUGCUAGAGUCGGUUUCAGUUCCGUUUUUUUUUUUUCUGUUUUGACACAAAUAACCUGUUAAAGAACCGUAUAACGUCUGGUAUGCAUAUAUACAGUAGUCCUAGGAACAUGUCAGUAAUCUUGGGUUCUGUAUCCACAAAGCAUGAGCAACACUUGCUUCCUAACUGUUUAUAUUUACUCAGCAAAUCUGGCAACGUGCGCACAGCCUUUGUUUUCCUUUUUCAAUUUCUGGUCUCUUCAUCUUCCAUAUCUCUGUUUUUCUGUUUUUUUGUUGUUGUUUUUUUUUUUUUUCGAAUUCAUUUUAGGGCCACAGGCUGGAUUAACUCCAUGAAACUAGCUGCCACAUGUAUGCCUCACAGUCACUUUCAAGGACCUUUUUUUAUUCUCCCUCUUCCUUCACUUGCACACUUCACCACCUGUGGACGAAGUACAUAUGUUUCAGUGUGUGUGUGUGUGUGUGUGUGUGUGUGUGUGUGUGUGUGUGUGUGUGUGUGUGUGUGUGAUGGUACUGGAGCGCCUUUUAGUUCGGGUAGGAGUGUUGAAACACAGCGUGACCAACUGAAGGGGCACACAAGCAUCCCCAUGGGUGUGGUUACAAGCCUUUUUGCGCAUAGGCGUUUGUGUUUUGUGUAUGAGACUGAGUGACUGCUUGAAGAAGAAAACCAAAAUACUGUAAAUCUGCCUAAGCAGCAAAUCCCUUGGCAGUAUAUGGGCCACCUGUUCUUUUUUUUUUUUUGUUCUUUGACACUUUUCUGUGGGUUAGUUUCAAUGUAAAAAAAAGCCUUGCUGUCUCCAAUACAAUAUCUCAAGCCAUUCCUAUCGAUGGACAUGUUUGUGUUGAUGGACCAUUUCUUAUGCCAUAGUUUGCCAUCACUGUUAUCAUACAGACCAAAAGCAUGCAAAUCAACGUAUUGUAGUGACUGGACUGGAAUCUGGUGGUAAUAUACAACUAUUUACUGUAUGUUUUAGUUUAAAUGAAUGUGCCUCUGCUUUGAUAUUUAAAAAACUAUCUAUAGUAAGAAGUGGAUCUGCCAGAUUUCAACUGUUAAAGGUGCCUUGGUAUGGCAUAAGAAAUUUGAAUAGUAAGUAAACAUUUUCUUUAGAAACGACGCUCAAACUUGGAGAUAGAUUUCAUGGCUUUAUUUGCUGUGAAGCCGUUCAUAGAUGUUAGGGGUAUGGCUAAACUGUUUUUGGUAUUGUGUACAUGUCUAGGGUAAUACUGUGCCAUAUAGAGCCCACACCAAUAUGUUCAUGUUAUUUUUAAAAGAUGUUUUAAUGUUGCCUGAUGACUUUGUCUUUAGAUUUGAUACAAAGGCUUGUAGCCACAGCUCUCCCAAAGUCUGUAGUCUCCUUUUCUUCUUCUCUCUCCCCUCGUUUCUGUCUCCCUUUCUUUCUCUUUGCUGCAAUCAAACAAAAUAAAGUAUUAACCUGAUGACCCAAUGAA